Molecule: messenger RNA, 300 nt
Organism: Symbiodinium sp. CCMP2456
Lineage: Eukaryota; Dinophyceae; Suessiales; Symbiodiniaceae
Source: the annotation of a GenBank genome assembly
AUGAACAGAGGAAACAUGCAGCCGAAGAGGAGUCUGCGCAAGCAAAGGUGCGACGGAGCCAUCGUAUUUCUGAACAACCCAAAGAGUGUUACACCAGCUCACAACCCCCAACCCAAAUUAAAGCUCCACCCAAGGACUGGCCGCUUUCUCUCCAUGCUUCUCUCCCGACGAUCUGACGGCUGCCGAAAGUGCGGCCGGGAGCCGGAGAGGAAGUGCAGCUCGCCGGAGUGGAACCGGGGCAAGUCCGGGCAAGACGAUCUGGGAGCUCUACGAGACUCGGAGUUGCAGGGUUCAGGGUAG